Messenger RNA from Pelagomonas calceolata, 1392 nucleotides. The record is from the annotation of a GenBank genome assembly. NCBI's taxonomy places the organism in Eukaryota, Pelagophyceae, Pelagomonadales, Pelagomonadaceae.
AUGCCGCUCGAGCCGAACGACGACCCGACAACCACCAUAGCCCUCCUCCAGCGACUAACGAUGCUGUCAACAAUGGAAACCUACGCGCUCGCCGCCGGCGCCGUCGCGGCCGCCUACGCCGCCGCGCGGUCCUGCGGGCCCGAGGACGCCGCGCCGACGACGCCCAAGGGCACGGCGCCGCACACGGAGGGCCAGUUUAAAGCAUUUCAGCAGUUUAGAAGGUUGUCCGUCGCGGGGUUGGCCUUGGGACUGGCCGCGGAUUAUGUGGUUGCGGCCCAAUUAUACGCGUGUGUGCGCGACGACCUGCCGCUGAUUGUGGUCGCGGAGCUCUUCGCAACCUCCUUCGCCACGGCCUGGGCGGCGCGGACUUGUUUAAGACCGGCGAUCGAGCGGGCCUUGGGGUUGAGGGGCGCGUGCGGCCUCGCAUUAGUCUGCGUAUCGAUAUCCGCGAUCACGGCGGCGCUGCACGGGUCGCGGCACGGUCACCAUAUUUAUUUGCUGGCGGGCCGCGUCUGUUCGGGUAUCGCGCAGCCGCUGCUACAAUUGACGUUCGAGGGCUGGCAGCGGGCCGUGCACGCUCACCAAAGCUGGCCGGCGCUCUGGCGCCGCGAGACCAUGCGUAGUAUAGGACGGUCGACGACGCUGGCUGCUUUGUUGAGUGGGGCCCUGUCGGAGGUGUUGUACCGCCUCUGCGACGAUAGAAGGGCGCCGCUGUUAAUGAGCGCCUUCGUCGCGCUCGUCGCGGCGGGCCUGACGGUGUCGACGGCGGACGCGCCGGUUCUUGGAGAAGCGCCGUUGUGUGGAGGCGACGCCGAGGCCGGCCUGGGCCGCUUCUUCGAGUUCCCGCGGGACACGAGCGGCGGAAGGAGCGUGCGCGGGGCCGUCGUGACGGCCGGCGCGGCUAUUGUGGAUGCGGCGGCGGCGAUCGCAUUGGUCGCGUGGGCGCCGACGGUGUCCCGGGCGGACCCGGACGCGCCCUUCGGUUUCGUGUUCUCGCUGACGAUGGCCGCGGCCGUCGCGGGCACGCAGGUCUUCGGCGCCGUCGCGGCGUCGUCCAAGCGCUUCGAGCACCUCGCGGCGGCCUGCUGCGCGACGGGCGGCCUGGCCUUCGCCUUCCUGGCGACGCAGCCGGCGGGGCUGGGGGCGGCCCUGGCGCCCUUCCUGGCGUUCCAGCUGGCGCUCGGCGCGGCGAAGCCGUGCCUCGCGGCGCUGCGGGGCAAGCACGUGGCGCCGGACCAGCGCGACGUCGCGGCGCGGGCCCAGGCCGCCUGCGCGACCAUCGCGUCGGUCGUCGGCGCGCUGCUCUACGCGGGCCACGCGCCGAUCGUCUUCGCCGCGUGCGCGUUGGCCUGCGCGAUGGCGUCCUCGCCGCUCAUGCGACUAACGGCGUGA